Calidris pugnax (ruff) is the source of this 4492-nucleotide messenger RNA. It is a transcript of the gene CD44, whose product is annotated as CD44 molecule (Indian blood group). Gene Ontology annotation, molecular function: hyaluronic acid binding; cytokine receptor activity. Gene Ontology annotation, biological process: cell adhesion; positive regulation of ERK1 and ERK2 cascade; inflammatory response. The transcript is spliced from 16 exons. Bases 135 to 2351 code for a protein of 738 amino acids. The record is from RefSeq and is a predicted model, not a curated record. Gene Ontology annotation, cellular component: basolateral plasma membrane; macrophage migration inhibitory factor receptor complex; plasma membrane. NCBI's taxonomy places the organism in Eukaryota, Metazoa, Chordata, Aves, Charadriiformes, Scolopacidae.
GUUCCUUUGAAUCAGAAUAAAAAGUGCAGCAAACUUCAGGCUCAUUGACUACGGGCUUCACGAGCGUCGGGGCUUUUCUUCUCUCCGCAGCUGGAAAGGAUCUCUGGUUUUUGCGAAACAGUUCUGGGAAAACAAUGACCAGCCUGUGGGCAGCUGUUGGAUUAUGUUUGCUGAAGCUUUGUCUGGCAGAAACACAAUUCAAUGUAAGUUGCAGAUACGGAGGAGUUUUUCAUGUUGAGAAAAAUGGUCGCUACAGUCUCACGCGAUCUGAAGCGGUUGAACUCUGCAGAGCUCUCAACAGUACCUUGGCAACACUAGAGCAGUUGAAGAGAGCUCAUGAACUUGGAUUUGAAACUUGCAGGUAUGGUUUUGUAGUGGGAAAUAUAGUUAUCCCACGAAUCAAUCCCUAUCAUCUUUGUGCAGCAAAUCACACUGGCAUUUACAAACUUUCAGCGAACACAACUGGUCGGUAUGAUGCAUACUGCUACAAUGAGACAGAAACAAGGGACAAAACGUGUGAGCCAAUUGAGAGACUCGAUACUUCUCUCCUCAGUAAUCAGGGUGAAAUAGUCAUUGACAAUGCAGAUGGCUCACGUUACAAUCCAGAUGGCACGCGUCAUAGCGGAGAGUCCUCAACCUCAGGUGCAGAUGAUGAAAAUGUAGGAAGUGGAUCAACACAUGAUACAACUCCCAUGGAUACCUCCGUCAGGAGAUCCAGCCCAUCAUAUUAUGGAAGUGCUACUCCAGUGUCACAGCUGCCAGAUCAUUCUUCUGGAGGGGGUGAAAAAGACAUUCCUAGGGAAGAUUUGGAUGACGAAACUUCUCCUGUAUCACCAGACAUCCCUUUGGUGACAGCAGUGGAUAAUUCUCCUACAAAAGAUGAUGGACAGUAUCCUGCGAGUACUACAGAUGUGACCUCAAGUGGCAAUGGUUCAGAUGAUGAAGACUCUUCGGAGGAAACGAUUUACCCAACAGUGUUUCCAGACUGGGACAGGAGUGUGGCCAAGGAUGAGUAUGCUCCAAGUACUACUCCAAGGCCUCAUCAUGACAACCUGGAGAAGGCCACCACCCAAGCUUGGUGGAAUCCAUUCUCAAACCACUGGUGGUGGUCAAAUCCUGGAGAGAAGACGCAAGAACCUGUGCAAGCAACCAAGGAUGUGACCUCAAGUGGCAAUGGUUCAGAUGAUGAAGACUCUUCGGAGGAAACGAUUUACCCAACAGUGUUUCCAGACUGGGACAGGAGUGUGGCCAAGGAUGAGUAUGCUCCAAGUACUACUACGGAUUCGCAACACGAAAUACUUCUGGAAGUCUCCACACAAAAUCAUUGGAACCCCGCCUAUACAGAUGAAGAGGAGCAGUAUCCUAGCUCUGCUGGCAGGGCACUAGUUACAAGUGAAAAUGAAAAUCGUCAAGGACCAACCCCACAUCCACUAUUACACAGUGUUCAUUAUGGAUGGAUCAGUCAAGAACAUAAUCCUGCAAAUUCCACUGGGAGUACUGAACAGCAUGAAUUUACUGUUGGAGGGGAAAAUGAUAUUGAAAAAGAAUCUUCUCAUACAGCUGCUGCCUCUCCUGGUGGUGCUCACCAUGAAGAUCCUACUCAGCCACCUCUGCCUUCAGAUAGUGAACCAGGACAGGGCACUGAAGGCAUCACGCAUCCCAGAGGCACCCCUGGGAAUGAGGUCCUCGACAGGACAUCAGCUAGUACGAACGAAGCUGGUGAUGACUCUCCUUUGAUGGGUACCAUCGCAGAGUCCGUGGAUGAUGUUAACCAAGAGAAAGCAACCAAGGAGCCACUGGCACCUACCACUCCAUCUGGAAGUGAGAGUGAACAAGUGAACACCACAGAUGGUUCCGAUGUCAAUUGGAUACCUGGAGUUUUCCCAGGCAUUGAAGAUCAUCUUAACCAAUUGCAGACCCCUCUUCCUACUAGAUCUACCUCCAGUAUAGAUGGUAAUCAAGGACCACACAAGGGACAUCAUGAAUCCACUACUUUCCCUGGAGAGACCACAACAACAACAAUAGUUUCACAACCUAGGUCAGCCCAGGUACCAGAAUGGCUGAUCAUUGUUGCUGCACUUGUGGCACUUGCGUUGAUUCUUGCAGUCUGCAUUGCUGUUAACAGUCGACGAAGAUGUGGUCAGAAGAAAAAGCUAGUGAUUAACAAUGGCAAAGGUGCAGUGGAGGACAGGAAAACAAGUGGAUUAAAUGGAGAUGCCAGCAAAUCACAAGAAAUGGUGCACUUGGUUCAUAAAGAACCGUCAAAUGACCAAACAGGAGCAUGUGAUGAAUUCCUGACCAUUAAUGAAACACAAAAUCAUCAGGAACUUGACAUGAAGAGUGGAGUGUAAUGAUACCAGGAUGCCAAGUAGAUCAGAGCUGGGGAAAUCAAAAUCACGUGGAACUUGGACGGGAAUUCACAGAGGCACUGUGCUACUGAUGUCUUUUGAACAUAAUUAAAUACAAGUUUUAUUCAUUUUAAUAAUUUUAAAAUUAUGUCUCAGUUACAAAAUUGACAUUUGCUUUCUGAAGUAAGCCCCCAAGAGUUGCAGAAUGUUUUCAGUUCCCCGUUCCCCCCCAGAGGACACUUACUGUGUCCUGGGUGUUAGGAGGAGGUUUACUUAAUUGUUCCCCAGAUGGAGGUUCUUGGCUGUGCAGAGCUCCAGAAGUAUCCAGUCACUCCAUCUUACAGGCAUUUAAGGUACUAAACUUGCCAUGGUACAAGAGUAAGUGAAGAAUAAAUUUCAAGAACAAAAAUCAUGUUUAAUCCAAAAAGGCUUCCUAUACAGUGUCUAAAACAUCAGAAUCCUUCAGAAAUGCCUUCCAACCAGGAGGAGCAGUAGGUGCAUUCAAGAGUCUGCCAGUUAAUGAUUUAUGGCUUGGUCUGCAAUGAGGGAAACCCAGAAGGAAAAAAGUUAUUUACCUCUAUUUUUAAAUGUCUGUGGUCAAGUCUUCUUGGCAGGGGGAAUAAAGAGAUGAAAACAUGAGCUGAUACAUAAUAAAGUUCUUCACUUUAUUAUCCUAACAAUCUAUACAGUUAUCCUUGAGUUUUUGAGGUGUUCAUUGCUCUUCCCCGUUCACUGGUCAUAGUUUGUGCAUGUUUUUAAUGAGUCUGUUAGUUCGGAUAAUUAAUAAAACAGAAUGACCCCAGCUCUAUCACACAUACACAAAUCAAGCAAUUGGAGAUCACUAGGGAAGACGUCAGUAUUUUAUUCCUGAAGAAUAGGUCUCUAUCUUCCUCUGCUCCAUUUUACUUCGGAGAUGCUGAGCAAAGUAUUUUCUUAUUUUCCCUAUAAGUAUUAUGUUACCAGUUUGCUGAUAUUUUAAAAGUUGCCUUUCUAUGGUGUCACUCACUUCCUCUGAAUUCUAUUUCAUCCACAUUUUUCCUCCUGCUUUUUAAAAUUACCAAAAGAAACAUUGCUUGCUUAUUGGUACCAAAAGUUUAAAUUCUGCCGAAAAGAUCAAAGAAAAUUACAGGAAACUCUCCCAGCCAUGUAAUACAGUAAAGUAGCUGCAGUUGCAAUCUUAUAAGCUUUUAUUUUGUCCUUAAGUGUCUAUUAUGUAAAAUAUUUGUGCAUUAUAUUGAUGCUGUGCAUUAUAUUGAUAUGAAUUUUCAGAAAGAAAACUAUUUACUACCGGUAGUCUGUGCCAUUUUUAAGAAAGUGUAUUGGAAUGGAGGGAGAAUAACAACUUCUAAUUAGGUUGCCUCAAAAAAAUGCAAGUGCAAACAAUCCAAGGUAAUCCCAGCCAGUGGUCUGUGUCAGUUGUGGGGUGGGGAACGUACUGUAGCAGGGUUGUUGAAGUGUUCCUGUUCAAUGGCAAUAGCACCUGUCAUUGAAAGUGUUUUGGUAAAGCAUAUUAUUUUAUGUUCUCCGUUUGAAGCAAUUUGGAGGUUGAGUAUUCAGCCGGCUAAAUACUAACAUCAGCUAGUACUGAUCUUCACUGGAACAUAAAGCACAAGACUAUCGGUUGGAUUUCUCAGACACAGCCCUCCAGCAGUUUCCCGUGUGUUUCAUUGAAUUGCUCAGUGCCCUGGUAUCUGCAGGCAGAUCUCCUCAAGGGUGAUUUACACCUGGGCAAAAGGCCCCAAGAUAAAGUGUGAUUUUAAAGAACAUGUAGGAUGUUUUCUGUUGGCAUGUUCAUAUAUGAACAGUCACACAGCUUGUGGUCCAAAGGUGGUUAAACAAGCUGAAGCCUGGGGUCAAGGUGGUUUACACUAUCAGUACUUGUGGUCCAUUGUCUAACUCCUCCAUCCUUUCAUGCAUUUUAAUACUGAACUCUGUAGUUGGGAAGUCUGUUGACUCUGUGCAUUUAUUUUUGUUUAAUUCCUGUAAUGUUUUCAAGCAAACUUUUCUGUUUGUCAUAAAUCAAAAUGAUCUGCUAAAGGCUGUAUUUAAACUGGUGUUAUGUACUCAUUUGUAUGGAGAUCCAGAGGAAAAAUUAUUCCUCUCUUCAAAUCCUAAUUGAAUAUAGGUCCCAAUCAGUUUUUUCA